This is a messenger RNA of Rosa chinensis, 609 nucleotides long. RefSeq names its product putative F-box/LRR-repeat protein At4g15060. The transcript has a single exon. The record is from RefSeq and is a predicted model, not a curated record. Bases 1 to 609 code for a protein of 202 amino acids. Gene Ontology annotation, molecular function: protein binding. Lineage: Eukaryota; Viridiplantae; Streptophyta; Magnoliopsida; Rosales; Rosaceae.
AUGGGCGCCCACACAAUACUUCCCGACAUACCCGAGGAUGUUCUCAAACAGAUGUUUCAAUUCCUUCCCACUAAAGCUGCCAUCUGCAUGAGCUGUCUUUCUAAGCAAUGGCAAGGCGUCCCCAUAUCAGAAUUUAACGAGGGUGGUGAGCAUGACGAUCGCAACUUUGAUGAGCACAGGAAGUUCAUCAACAUGUUAAAAUUCCAGUUGGUAUUAUGUGAGAAAGAGAAACAAAGACAAACCACCUGGGAUAAAUUCAGACUUCGCAUGACGAGAUACUCAGCUAAAGAUGCCACUAUUGUAUACAAGUGGUUGAAGUUUUCAUUUGAGAGAAGCGUGAAAGAGUUGGAUCUCAGCCUUAGAGGGAGUAGGGUGCAAAAUUACUACUACUUGUGCCGGACCAGCUUUAUCAAUGCAAAAUCUCUAACGAUUCUAAAUUUGGAGUCUGUGAGAAUUAAGAUCAUAAUGGACAUCGACAAAGGUGAGGAGUAUUAUGAGCAAAGACCCGAGAGCCUUCUUCUUCGUUCUUUGAAAACUAUGUCCCUCAAAGAUGUUCAGUUUGAUUCCGAUGCUCUCAUCUCCCUGGUUUGGGACUGCCCUUUGCUCUGA